This is a messenger RNA of Fraxinus pennsylvanica, 996 nucleotides long. NCBI's taxonomy places the organism in Eukaryota, Viridiplantae, Streptophyta, Magnoliopsida, Lamiales, Oleaceae. The record is from the annotation of a GenBank genome assembly.
AUGAGGAGGGCUUCUUCUCAAUCCCUAAUAAAACGUUUUCAAGAAUCUGAUCAGGAAGAACAAGCCAGGAACAAAAGCAAAAAAUUCGAACUCAAAGAUGGGUACAAGACCCAACAACGAAUUGGUGAUAGAAUUGACGACAUUACCCAGCAAGUCACUUGCAUGACAAUCUACAAACGAAAAGGCAAAAGACCAUGUGAAGAGUUUUCUUGGGAGAAAUAUGGGUUACGCAGGCAAGGGAUGAGGACUAGAGAAGCAAGGCUAGAAAAACAGCUCAAAGCAAGAUGGUCCAUCGAACAGUUGAUUGAUGAACAACUGAGUCAUUUCCGGGCCAUUUACAACAGGGUCCCGACUACGAUGAAGGAUGUGACUCAACUUCUCAUGCCCAAGGAGGCCUCGGCCCACGAACUAGUUGCAACAUCCUGGCUUGGUGAUUGGCGGCCUACGAUGAUUCUAGAGCUAUCCCGCUUGUUAAUACAAUCCUCGUCGGACUCUGCUGGACUUGAACAGGUCUUAUUGCAGCUGAUCAACGAUGUGCGUAUUGAGGAGGCAGUAAUAGAUGAAGAAAUGGCUGAAAUUCAAGCAACAUGUGUGUUAGACCUCCCUUUCAGUCCAGUGAGGGUUGAGGGCAGUGGCCCUGCCUUGGCUUGUAUGCAGUCGGAAUUCAAGAAAAUCCACCGGGUUGUCACUAAGGCCCAAAAUCUCAGGUUGAAGGCUCUGGAAUUGGUUGUAAAUAAGGUAUUGAGCAAGGCUGAUGCUGCAGAAUUCCUAGUCACAUUUACAAGAUUUCAAGAUGCGAUUCAUCACUUUGCUGUUCAAUAUAAAUUGCGAAAGGGUGCAGUUUCUGUACCUGUCAAGGUGCUCAAAGUAUACCCAUAUCCUGUAACCGUCCCUUUAGCCCAACUUGCUGUUGGGACUGUGCUUGUUAUUCUCAUGUGGACGACCAAUCUUUAUAAAAGGCCAAACAUUAGUGCCGCACAGUGGUGCACACCUUAG